AACAUAAAAUUCUCAACACAAUGACAGACUGUCUUACGAAAGCGAGAGUAGAGUAACUAGUAACGGAUUUCGCUGUUGGAAUUACGCGCGGCUUUCUUAAAUCGAAAAAUGAAAUCCAAAAUAGAUUUGUUGACUGAGCCUGCAUGGAAACAACUGCAAGAAUAUUUCGACAGCAAUGGCUUGAAGAUUAAUAUUUACAAUAUGUUUCAGCAAGAUCCUAAACGUUUCGAAAAAUUUAGUUUAGAACUGCCAACUCUACAAGAUGGGCCAAUUUUAUUGGAUUAUUCCAAGAAUAAAAUUAAUGAAGAAGUACUUGGAUUAUUAUUUAACUUGGCUCGUGCACGAGAUAUAGAAGCUGCAAGGAAUGCGAUGUUUACUGGUGAAAAAAUCAAUUUCACAGAGAAUAGAGCAGUUUUGCAUAUUGCUUUGCGUAAUAGAAGCAAUACACCAAUAUUAGUAGAUGGAAAGGAUGUGAUGCCUGAUGUUAAUUCAGUGUUAGAACACAUGAAAAGUUUUACAAAUGAAGUAUUGACAAAGCAAUGGAAGGGAUUUACUGGUAAACCUAUUGAAGAUGUUGUUAAUAUUGGAAUUGGUGGUUCUGACUUGGGUCCACUUAUGGUAACUGAAGCUUUAAAAGCAUAUAGUAUUGGACCUAGAGUUCAUUUUGUUAGCAAUAUAGAUGGUACUCAUAUCGCUGAAACUCUGAAGAAAUUAAAUCCAGAAACAACUCUGUUCAUAAUAGCUUCCAAGACAUUUACAACACAGGAAACUAUAACAAAUGCAACUACUGCCAAGCAGUGGCUUUUAAAAACAUUGAAAGAUGAAGCUGCAGUGGCUAAUCAUUUUGUAGCAUUAUCUACUAAUGAACAGAAAGUCAAAGAAUUCGGCAUUAAUGUGAAAAAUAUGUUUGGCUUCUGGGACUGGGUUGGUGGACGUUAUUCAUUGUGGUCAGCUAUUGGUUUAUCAAUUUGUUUGUCAAUUGGUUUUGAUAAUUUUGAAAAGCUUUUAAGUGGCGCUCACUUUAUGGAUCAACAUUUUUGUACAGCACCAUUGGAACAGAAUGCUCCUGUCAUAUUAGCUUUACUUGGGAUAUGGUAUCAUAACUUUUAUAAAGCUGAAACACACGCACUGUUACCAUAUGAUCAAUAUCUACAUAGAUUCGCAGCUUACUUUCAACAAGGGGAUAUGGAAAGUAAUGGAAAAUAUGUUACUCAUUCUGGAAAAACUGUAAAUUAUUCUACUGGACCAAUUGUGUGGGGAGAACCAGGCACUAAUGGACAGCAUGCAUUCUAUCAAUUAUUACACCAAGGUACAAGACUUGUACCAGCAGAUUUCAUAAUUCCUGUGCAGUCUCAAAAUCAAAUUGCGCCACAUCAUACAAUUUUACUUGCUAACUUCUUUGCGCAAACUGAAGCUUUAAUGAAAGGCAAAACUGAAAGUGAGGCUCGAGUUGAAUUGGAAAAAUCAGGAUUGAAUACCGAACAAGUGAACGCAUUAUUACCACAUAAAUUGUUUGAAGGAAAUAGACCAACAAACAGCAUUGUCGUUAAAAAACUAACACCUUUCAUUCUUGGUGCUUUGAUUGCAAUGUAUGAACAUAAAAUCUUUGUACAAGGAAUUAUCUGGGAUAUCAAUUCAUAUGAUCAAUGGGGCGUGGAAUUGGGAAAACAGCUAGCUAAAGCUAUUGAACCAGAAUUGACAAGUGUGGAAAACAUCACAACACAUGAUUCAUCAACUAAUGGUUUGAUUGCAUUUGCCAAACGUUAUAAAGCCUAAACUGUACUUUUAGCAAUAUUAUAAUGUUCAAUAUAAGCAAAGUUUAUAUAAA
Messenger RNA from Pogonomyrmex barbatus (red harvester ant), 1828 nucleotides. RefSeq names its product glucose-6-phosphate isomerase (gene Pgi). NCBI's taxonomy places the organism in Eukaryota, Metazoa, Arthropoda, Insecta, Hymenoptera, Formicidae. The record is from RefSeq and is a predicted model, not a curated record. Gene Ontology annotation, molecular function: carbohydrate derivative binding; monosaccharide binding; glucose-6-phosphate isomerase activity. Gene Ontology annotation, biological process: glucose 6-phosphate metabolic process; glycolytic process; gluconeogenesis. Gene Ontology annotation, cellular component: cytosol.